Molecule: messenger RNA, 8537 nt
Organism: Vespula vulgaris
Lineage: Eukaryota; Metazoa; Arthropoda; Insecta; Hymenoptera; Vespidae
Exons: 14
Coding region: 1171-4797 (1208 amino acids)
Molecular function (GO): 3',5'-cyclic-AMP phosphodiesterase activity
Source: RefSeq, a predicted model, not a curated record
AACAGGCAUAAUUCUUGAUCGAUUUUGAUGAACGGCUCUCAUUUUAAAGUUUAAUCCAUGACCAUACUUUUUCAAAUUUUUCAAGAAGCUUUACUUUUUCUUCGAAAAAAUCGUGUUAAAAAAUAGCGUUUCUUUGAAAAUAGUUUAUGCAUGAAAAUAAAGUUUCUUUUUUUUUUACAUUCCUAAACUAAACUUUUGUCUUUAAAAUUGUUCAAACCUUGUUCAUCAAAAUCGAUCAAGAAUUACGUCCGUUCUCAUAGUUUCUUAUCGUCCGUUAUAAAAUCAGGAGUGAUGAAUGGCCUUAAUACUAAGAAAAAAGGAUCAGAAAAGAAGAGAAAUAGAGAAAAAGAAAGAGAGAAAGAGAGAGAGUAAAAACGAGAAGUAAAACAUAAAAAGUAAUUUGUGAAAAUACAAUAACAAAGUUUAUAAAUAAUGUUAAUUAACAAUAUGAUAUAUGAAUAAUGGAAAAUCAAUAAUGGAAAAUCGUUGAUCAAAAAGAUCGUUAACUAUCGUCGUUUUAUGAAGAAUUAUUACAUUAAUAUUCUAAAGUGGUUAGAGUCGAUGAUGAUUUACGGAUACAAAUAGAGGCCAAGGAGAUCUUCGAGGGCGGUUCGAUCUUCAAGACAGUUUGUCUUCUCUUCUCGACGUGCUGACAUUUUAAUACUUCACGAAGUUCGAGUUCUUCUCGCGUGUGCAAUGAAAAUAAUAAGAAAUAAGCAAAUGAAAAGAGAAUACGAAAAAAUGAACGAAUGAACGAACGAACGAACGAAUUUAUAGCUUAAAUGUUAAUACAUCUCUUUAUAAAGAAAAAAGUGAAACGAAAAUCUUUCGUGAGAAUUAUUUUAAUUAAGUGUUCUAACAUACAUACGUCGAUCAGUUAUUUGAAAUUGUGUCCUUGAAUUUCUUCGACUUAUUCGUAUAUCAAAUCUUUUGAAUCGACCUGGAUUUUCGAUCGUCAUCUAUUACAUAUUCCAUUCAUUGUACGAUAACAAAAGAAAAGAAAAAAAAAACGAGGUAAAAAGGAUCGAAUCGUGGGAAUUAUUUCGUCCAUCUUGUUCUGUCGAGACGAUAUCGAUAUCGAUUAAUUUAAUAUCGAUAUCGAAUUAAAUGGAUAAUUGAAAAUUGUCUAUAUUAGAGAAGAACGUCCUUCGAUGAUCCUUUAUUUCGACGAUGAAAGUGCAUUCUGAAUUUUGGUCGUUGACUAUCGUACUUCCACCGGAAGUCUUAUCAUCUUCGUUUGAGGGUGCCACCGUUCCUCGGGAUAUCGGCUGGCCUUUCUUAGGGAGGCGGUCUGCCGAAAUAACGGUGAAUAGCGAGGAACAGAAUGCAGUGUUCGUGCGAAUCACUGAAGAUGCCACCUUACCAACAAGCAUUGAGCCGCCCAAUGAUGAUGCCAUUUUAUUAUCUGAGAAACCGGAAGCAGCAUCCACGAGACGUUUGUCGGACGUCGACCGAAUCUUAUUGGAUAGCUUGGAUGUUACACGAUCCAGGAUAAAACGUACCGGCAAAUUUUUAACGAUGCAUAAAAGACGACGUAAAAGGCUCGUUACAAGAUCUCUCAAUCAAGAACCGGCUAUAUUGGAUGACAUUUUUCAUGGUUUAGUACAGUGUAUUUUGCAAAAAGCCGGAAACUGGCGAUUUAACGCUUUCACGUUGGAAACAGUGACGGGUGGACGUUCUUUGCCAGUAUUAUGCGUUCAUUUAUUUCAUUGGUACGGGCUCCUUGAAUAUUUUAAUUUAGAUGUCGUUACGGUGUGGAAACUCUUCGCUUUUAUCGAAGAGGGUUAUCACAGUACAAAUCCUUACCACAACAGUAUACACGCAACGGAUGUGACUCAGGCGAUGCAUUGUUUCCUCCAAGAGGAAAAAAUCAGAACGCACUUAACCCAUUUAGAAAUUAUGGCUUCCUUGAUAGCUGCGGUAACGCACGAUUUGGAUCACCCAGGUGUUAAUCAACCGUUCCUAGUCGCAACGAGUAAUCAUCUAGCUGCAUUAUAUCAGAAUACGUCGGUUCUGGAGAAUCAUCACUGGAGGUCCGCCAUCGGAUGUCUUAUAGAAAGCGGUGUUUACGAUCAAUUACCAGGUGAAGUAAAAUCGGAACUUCAACGUCAUAUCAGUUCGUUGAUUUUGGCUACGGAUAUCACGAGGCAACAGGAGUUCCUUACAAGUUUCAGGCAUUAUCUGGAUGAAAAUAUUCUUGAUAUGAAGAAAUGCGAGGAUCGUCACUUCAUAUUGCAGAUAGCUUUAAAAUGUGCCGAUAUAUCGAAUCCAUGUAGGCCCUGGGAUAUAUCAAGAAAAUGGUCUUACAAAGUUUGCGAAGAAUUCUUUCGACAAGGUGAUUACGAACGUCGCCUGAAUUUACCAGUAACGCCAUUGUGUGAUCGACACUCGACGAGUAUUCCAAAGAUUCAAGCUGGAUUUUUCAAAUUCGUCGUUACACCUCUUUACGAAGAAUGGCAUCGUUUUCUUGGUGACGGUUUAAGCGUUUCCUUGAUGGAAUACUUACGUAGUAAUCAGAAAAAAUGGGAAACUCUUAUAGCCCAAGAAACGGCCGAAGAUACGGAAACAGAAAUUUCGGAAUUGGAGGAAGUAGAUAUUAUUAGUUCUGCGGAAGAAAUCCCCGCGGAUGAUGAUUCAGGAAGCGUAGAUAUAUUGAUUCCAGGGGCAUACAUGCAAGGUGCUAAAAGGUCCAGUUUACCAGGAAAAACGAUGUUCGGUCGAGUCGGUAGACGUCAUUCAGUACCGCUUAGCGUAACGAAACCGUUAUCGUUAUCGAUUCGAAAUGCAGAUAGAAGAGAUAGUUUUCCAAACGAACAGGGUAAAUCGAAGAAUCAUUCGAUCAAAUUGAAGGAACAGAAUCUUUUGGAACCAAGUACGUUGUCAUUGUUAUCUUCUAAAACGAGUAUUCUCGGAGAAUCGUCGGAGAAAUCAACAGUCGUUGCUGAGAGACCGGUCAGCGCUGAGAAUCUUUUACCAGAGCCUAGUAUAGCUAGUAUAACCAAUAGUACCGAAGCAUCGAGAUUAAGUACGGUCCUUCAGUCAGACAAUCAGAAAGCUGGUACGCAAACGAAACAAUUAACGAGACAACAAACCUUCCCGCCAUUGCAACCUUACGCCAGAAUGAGAUAUAUGUCGACAACGGCAGAAUUGUCUCAAUGUUACACCCAGGUUUUAAUGGAGGCCGAUAGUAUUUCCAGUUCUUCUUCGAGUCCUACGAAAGAUAAAUCUUGUUCCGGUGGUCGUUGUGGAACACCUCCCAUGUUAGAAACGGAUACAAUUUUCCUUAAGAAAUCAGCUAAUAUCAAGUCAUCGAGGGAAUCUCUUUCCUCCGAAAUAUUAUGCAGAAAAAGAACGUCCACUUUCGCGGAAUUAAAUAGACAAAAAUUAGAGUCUAGUCUUAGCGCUGAACAUCCACGGCGUCACUCCAUGCAAAUCGUUCGUAACGACGAAGCUAAUUCGAAGCAUCGACAUAAACGACCAUCUUCGGCUCAGGGAUCUGACUCUACCGAAGUUUUUUAUGCUUCUUUAACUGGCUCCCACAGCAAUAAGGAUUCGACUAGUGAUAUACAAAAGGUAGAAUCCAACAUCGAGAUUAAACCUAGUUCGACCAAGUUACCGUCUGAUGAAAUACGAACUAUUUUGGCAAGCAAAGUAUCGGAACAGUAUACGUUAGCCCAUCAUAUUAAAAUUAAGAACACGGAUUCGGAAUUACGUAGAUAUUCAACGCCUGUAACCGAAUCCAAACCGUUGACUGACAAUACCGGUAGACGAUUCACUACGAUACCUGUGUCUUCUGAACUUAGCACUCAUAAAUUUUUCAUCGGCAGUCCUCCCGAUUCUCCUCCACGGGUUCAAAGUGUAUCCUCAUCGAGCGAUAGUGGUAGUGAACCGAGAAAAAGUAUCGGUGAUUCGACUGGUGACAGUGUAAUCGCAACUAAUAAAAAGGAUUCUGAUUAUGUGAGGGAGAAAGUUUUCAAGAUCGCCAAGCUAAGUUUUGAUGUGCAAAUGAAAGAGAACGUCGAUCCACGAGGCUUCGAGGAAUCCACUAAAAAUAUCGCUUUAUCUCGAAGAAAUAGUCAGGGCUGGGAAAAGAGACGUGGAUCGGCUCCAGUUGCGUUAUUAUCAAGACUAGAUGAUUUUACAAUGACUUCUAUGCCACAAAAAGUAGACCAUAGUUGCAGACGUGGUUCCGUACCAGCCGACAUUACUAGGCAUCAAGAUAAUUUAACAAAAGGAGGAUUCAAUCGUUUAGCAUUGGGACCACGAGAAGAAAAUCUUCCCGCACCCAGAAGAGCUAGUCUUCCGCAGGAAGCUGCAUUGAGGAAUAUUCUUGGCAAUAUGUUUUCUUUACCCAAUGAAAGAGAAAAUUUCCCAUUGAUCAAUAACAAUAAUAACAAUAACAAUAAUACAGAAAGUAGUAACAAUAAUGGAACGAACAGAGCAUUUGAUAGUACUGCUUCUGCUGGUAUGCCAUCACCUAGGAGAGGUUCCAUACCAGCAGAUAUAUCCGAGUUACGACGAGAAUUAUUUAGCAAGAGUAAUGUCAAUGGGAAACCUCGUAACCGGAAGAAAGUCUUAAAGAGAAGAAGUAGCGGUGGACCAGAGAUGUUCGCAGGAGGUAUCGUCGAAGGAAAUGACAUUGGAACGUCCCAUAAAUGGAAGAGAGAACUUGGAAAGAGAGAUUCUAUUCCUGAACCACUCGUAAAACGACGAGGUUCUCUGCCUAUAGAGAUGGUUGCCGCUUCUCAUGCUGGAUCAGCAUCAGGAGCCCGAAGAUCCAGCCUCUGGAGGCUUUAGCUUACGGUAGAAAAGGAAGAAUCAACGAUGGUACCAACAUCAACAUCAAUCGACGACACGAUGCAACUCUUUCUACAAAGUACCAGUACCCCGCUGGUAACACUUGGUUCUUGAAUUGAAAGAUCGGAAAGAAGCAAGUUCUGACCUAUGACGUGAACAUGGGCAAGUGCAAGUUAUAUAAACUCAGCCAAAAUUUCAACGUUAGUUCUUACGCAGAAAAAAGGCUUUAACGGCAUUAUAUUUUCAUUGUGUGUGAAAAAUUAUAAUGAUGAUCGUAUUGAAGUUAUAAUAAUCGUUACACGCGAUAUUACUUUUCCUUACUUUACCUACUUAAAUAAAUCAAAAGCAUACGUUUUAACGUUUAUCGGUUUCAAGUAUUACAUAUAUUUGCAUAUUGUUAAGAUUUAACAUUGAAAAUAUGAAGUAUCAAAUUAGAGAGAAAUACGAUCAUAAAGAUGACUGAACAAAGGAAGAAAAUAACGAGUGAUAAUAUAUUGAAGUCUUCCCUGCGCCUAUAUGGGAGAAAUGUAAAAAAAGAGAGAGAGAGAGAGAGAGAGAGAGAGAGAAAGAAAAUAUGUUCUCACUAAGAAAACAGUGGUAACAUAAUGUGCGUGCCACAUUAAUUUGUGCCAUAUGUCAAAUUUUGUUAAGAUACGCUAUAUGAAUCUGGCGAAAAAACUUAGUGCGCCCGCGCAGCUAAAGUCAAAUAUGAUAUGCUCGUGUGUUUACUAAGAAUUUAAAAUAAAAUUAUACACAGUCAUACACAGGGUUCAAUAUGACGAUUUUAAUAAUAAAAAGCCUAGAUAUGGAGAAGAAGAAAAGACUGGUAGAGAAACUCUCGACGCUAUAGAAAUAGACGAUUAAAGAAAGAUUUAGAUUGAGAAAAGCGAAGCGCGAUAUCUUCGUUCAUUAUAGUUAGAUAACUUUUAAUUAUAAAAAAAAAAAUAAUAAUUCUGCAAAAAGCCGAGUAAUAUUAUUCAUAUUCAUGAUUAGUUCGAAUAAUUAAUUUAAUUACUUCAUUUAAUUCUUUGGCGAGAUUUGAAAUUAUAAAUUCUUUCACUAUUAAUACAUAUAUGUAUAUUAAAAUUAAAUCACGCACGAGAGGCAAGUUCAUCUUAUUUCUUAUAAUUGAAAGGUAGCAUCUAACAUAAAAAAAAAAAAACAAGCUAUUUGAGCUGGUUUUAAUAGGCAUAUACUCAAUUUGGGAAAAAAAUUUCCUUUUAUCAUCCAAAUGAUGAAAAUAGAAAAGGUGGUAGACAUUCCGCUGGAAAUAUACAUUGUUCCGAAGUAGUAUACAUUGUAAAAAGUAUAUUUAAGAGUCAACUAUGCUAAUUAUUAGCUAUAACUAUACUACAUUAUCUUCAUUGAUUUCCUCAUUUUCAUUGUCAUAAUUUCAUCAUUAUUGUAAUUACAGACAGUAUCUUGAAGAUGUUCGUGUAGAUAGAUAUUUGAAGUAUAGAUUAUAGUGAGACAAAUAUGAUUCAUCUUAACAUUAAUUAGCAAAUUAUUGUUUUGAUGAUUUCUUAGCAAUAAAAAAAGAAAAUGUUAUCAAUGUUAAAUCUGCAGUACAUGAAUUAAGUAUAAUAUAUGACAAGCAAAAUGUUUGUAAAAUUGACCUUGAAGCAUUAAAUUUUUUAGUACAAAUUACAUUAACCAUAGCAUGAUGAAAUUACAGUUAAAUUGCCCUUAUAUACCUAUGUGUCUGCAUAAGAUUAUUUUAGAAAUUUUUUUAUUAACAAUGGUUAAUAUAACUAUUAUAUAGUGUAGCUGUUAUAAACAAUCAUGAGUAAACAAAAAUUACACCAAAGAGAACUUGAACUCUCUUCGUGUACUGCUAUAACCUGCCAUUCUUCGAAUUGUCUGAAAGUAAAGUAACUAUACUAUUACAUCACUGAAAUUCAGUGAAAUACAUUUUAUGAAUUAAUGACUAAUCAAACUAAUAAUUGCUAUAAUCAUUGACCUAUACAAUAAGUAGAAUAUCCAUUUCCCAAAAUAAAAUCUUACAAGGCUUAGCUGAUCUUCUCUAAUAAAAUGUUCAUUCUGUUUUGAUGCAAAGUCUGCUAAUGCUUUUGAUGUACCUUACCUUAGAUGCAAAAAGUUCAUGUUAUUAGAAAAAAUGACUACAUUUUAUUGGAAUAAAUUUCUUUUGAUUUAUCCUUGCUUGCUCUCAUAUAGACUUUUAAUUUUUUCAUUGUUAAUGUAGCAUGGUCAGACAUUGCAUCAAUGAGUGAUAGCAGUAACACACAUUAACAUUUAAAUAUACUAUAAUACUACUAGUCUUUCAAAUAUCGAACUAACAUUAUAUGUAUAUGAUAUACAUGAAGAAAGCAAGAGAAAGCAUGGAUAAAAAUUUCAUUGAAAAAAAUUCAUUUUCUAACUCUUAAGAUAUUUGUCUUAACCAAUAGACCAAUGAAAUGGGACUAACCAAAAAUUCAUUGUGGAAAUAAUUAAUUAAAGAUGCCUGGAGUAAAUAUGAGAUCUAUACAUGACCACCAUUCUGUCCAAUUACUACUUUUUGAAAAUUUUAUGCCAUAUAGAUAUACAAAUUACCCUCUAUGGUAUAUAAUUAUCUUCCCAUUUCAGCAUCACAUAACAAAUUUCAUAAGGAAGAAAAUGCCAAGAAUUUCUUUUAUUACCAAAAAAAAAAAAAAGCAUUGUGCACACCAUUUUCUAUGAUCAAAUCAUAAUAAAUUGUGUCAUGCAUAUGCGAAGACAUAUGCAUACAAUAUGUUUUAUUUGUAAUUACAAAUUUGGUAUAACCCUUUACAUUUAUAUAAAUAAUUUAUGUCAAAUGUAUCGUGUCCAUCCUUAUUAUAAAAUUAUAUAAAUAUGUGAAUAUUACCAUUACAAUAAUGAAUUUUGUAUACAACAGUGCACAUAAAUUUUACAAUUCGAAAAAUAGCAUUAUCUAUGUCUCAUUGUUCAAGUGUUCCGACUAAUUGCUAUCAAAUAAUAAUCUUGUUUCCUGUAAUUUUCUUGUCAAAGAAUGAUCAUUUAGUUAUAUAAGAUAGUUUAAUCAUAUUGCUGGAUCAAACUUUCAGCAAAUGUUUUGUGAAGACUGUAUACGAUACUGAGUAAAUGCAUAUAAGUUCUAAAUUAACUAUUUUAUAUCUGUCAGAUUUUAAUUUACUAAGUAUAGUGACAAUUGUUUAUGGUUUUUUUUUUUUUUUUUUUUUUUUUAAUAGAAAUAGACUAUGCAAACUAGACUUGGAAUUAUUUGGUGAGCAAACUUUUACAUUAUUCCAUAUAACAGUUGAAAUUAAUUGGACAAACAUAUUUUACUAAUAUAAUCAUUUCUAAAGAAUUAUAAAAAUAUUACUUUGGCACUCAAUAAAAAUCAGACGGUAUUUUGAGACAUCGUUAAAAUCGUUACAUACACAUUGAUAAAUACAGUUUAUAAAUAAAUCUCAUAAACCAAAUAAAUUACUCUAUACAUAACUCAAAUGAUGCUCUGUGCAUAGUUAUUGGUGUUUUCAUAAUAUUUAUUGCUAUAAAACUACUCAUUGAAGGGGGACAAAAUUUAUAUACGAUUUGCAGUAUUCGAAAAGUCAAUUAACAAAAAACAAUUUGUAUGUAAUGAGUUUGUUGGGCAACCAGAAAGUCACUAUGUAUUUUCUAUAAUGUUAAUUGUAGAUAGCUAAUAAGUUAAAUGCAAUUAACGAAUGCGUUCUUAUAUUAUUAUUCAUAAUUAAAUUGUAAUAUCAUUACAAUAAACACAAGUCACAAGACUUACGUAAGAA